GGUUCUGGUUCCGGGGGUGAUCUGUGGUCUAAGUGGAGCUGUGUGGAGCGCGGUCAGCACACCGGUACCAUGACGCUUUCAGCGGCUCUGCUGCACAGUGACUCCAUCAGGCACAUCCUCCUCCUGCUGGCCAUGUCGUUUAGUACUUCAGUUCACAGUGAAAUAAUAAAUCUUGAUAGUGGAAAUAUUGAUGAAAUUUUAGGCAAUGCUGAUGUUGCUCUAGUCAAUUUUUAUGCAGAUUGGUGUAGAUUCAGUCAGAUGUUACAUCCGAUCUUUGAAGAGGCCUCUUCAGUUGUAAAAGAAGAAUUUCCAGACCCAAAGCACAUAGUCUUUGCUAGGGUUGAUUGUGACCAACAUGCGGAUAUAGCGCAAAGAUAUCGAAUAAGUAAGUACCCCACAUUGAAAUUAUUCAGGAAUGGGAUGAUGAUGAAGAGAGAAUACAGGGGUCAAAGGUCAGUGAGUGCUCUUGCAGAUUUCGUCAAGCAACAGAAAAAUGAUCCUAUUCAAGAGAUUCUGAACCUGAAUGAAUUGGAAACACUUGAUCGCAGCAAGCGAAACAUCAUUGGAUUUUUUGAGCAGAAAGAUUCAGACAACUACAGAGUCUUUGAGAAAGUGUCCAAUAUUUUACGUGAUGAUUGCGUCUUUUUGGCUGCAUUUGGGAGCGUUGCAAAACCAGAGAGGUAUAGUGGUGACAACGUAAUUUACAAACCACCUGGGGAGAAUAGCCCUGAUAUGGUAUAUUUGGGUUCGUUAACCAACUUUGACCUCUCAUUUGCCUGGACUCAAGAUAAAUGUGUUCCAUUGGUUAGAGAAAUCACUUUUGAAAAUGGAGAGGAGUUAACGGAAGAGGGCCUACCAUUCCUUAUACUGUUCCACUUGAAAGAGGACACUGAAAGCUUGGAAAAAUUCCAGCAUGAAACUGCACGUCAGUUGAUCAGUGAAAAAGGUACAAUAAACUUCCUGCAUGCUGACUGUGACAAGUUUCGUCAUCCUCUCCUACAUAUACACAAGACUCCAGAAGAUUGUCCAGUUAUUGCCAUUGACAGUUUUAGGCAUAUGUAUGUCUUUCCAGAUUAUAAAGAUAUAGAUACACCAGGUGCACUGAAGCAGUUUGUAUUGGACCUGCACUCUGGCAAAUUACACAGGGAAUUCCACCAUGGCCCUGACCCCACUGAUGUAGCUCCCGGACAGCCAAGUGAAGAAGUUGCAAGCAGCCCCCCAGAAAGCUCAUUCCAGAAAUUGGCUCCAAGUGAACACAGAUAUACCAUUCUCAAGAGAGAGAGAGAUGAAUUAUAAAUCUAUGAAGGAACUGUACAAGACCAGAAAUCAAAGAGCUUUGCCUGAUGAGGCAAAAAUACUAAGCCUAUAUUUUCAUAAGUCUGUGUGUACAGUUUUUAUUUUGGAUAAAACUGAAAACAAAUGGAUGACAAAUUGUGGGUUUUUGUUUUCCUUUGCUUCCCUGGCUUGUGAAUAUGUUGAUGUACCGUGGUUAUUCCUUGUAGUAGAUUUUAAUAAAACUGUUAAAUGUACAAAUGCCAGAAAACACUGAUCAGAUGGAGAUCCUAACUUUUUCUAAUAAAAGGCCAUAUCCUGUAUUUGUCAGUGAGGAUUUGCCAGGAGUAACUUUGCUACAUACUUGUAAUGUCCCAUUCAACAGGGAAUCAUCUUUGGGGUUCUGUUUCCAUAUUUUGUUGAUUGCAAUUUUCUUUAGAUGAGGGGCAAGUGCUCAUGUAUGACUUGCUAUGUGGGAGUGGCUUGAGGUAUUACUGUUUGUAUCCAUUACCGAGAGAAUGUGUUCAUCUCUAGUCUGAGGAAAAAAUAAAGUAAAUGGCCUACCA
Molecule: messenger RNA, 1838 nt
Organism: Pristis pectinata (smalltooth sawfish)
Lineage: Eukaryota; Metazoa; Chordata; Chondrichthyes; Rhinopristiformes; Pristidae
Gene: erp44
Product: endoplasmic reticulum protein 44
Exons: 12
Coding region: 70-1296 (408 amino acids)
Source: RefSeq, a predicted model, not a curated record